AUUCGCGGGCGCCGGGCGUUUGCGCAGCUGUUUGGAAUUAUGCCCGCACUUGACGCUCGAUACUACCUCUGAAGUUGUCUGACCACGCGUGCAUUGAUUGGCAAGGCCACUGCUCGCGCGGCUGCGCAAUGCUCCGGCGGCCAGCCAGAAUGGUCGCUCGUAAUGACUGAUCAUAUCUUGCUCUCCCGUAGUAGCGUGCUAGGGGCGCCAUGGAUUACCGGGCCGAACGGAAACAAUUUCUACGCUGGUCACAGGACCCUGUCAGAGCACGCUAAAUAGGUGGAAGCGGGACAUCAUUUCUGUGCCGAGCCCCAGACUUCAAGUGACGUGUUUCUGCCGCCAGCCGCAAGUAGCUGGCUAGCCGUGGCCGUGACAACCGAGGAUCCCCGAGAGACAAGAGGAGGGUCGUUUGGCAUCGAUCAGGUGGUGCUUGUGACAGUGUAGCAUGGGCAGCGUUUGCCUCACUUUGGCCGAAAGAAGAAACACCGCCGAGACUAGGGCGCCCAUCAAGGAAUGCGUAGUGUCUUCACCUUACCCGGCCCUAGAACUGCUUCCAGACGAAUCCUUCUACCAGCACGUCCAGAGGCGCUUCUUGGAACGCCCGGAUAAGUCAGCACUGGAACGAGAUGGAAAAUGGCUCAGCUUCGCCAAAGCUCUAUCCCUCAUGGAGAGCUUUGCCAGCGGCUUCCAGAGGCUGGGUGUCUCAGCAGGAUGCCGUGUUUGCGUCAACGUGUCCAACUCGGCGGCAUCGCUUCUCGCAUCCUACGCCCUCUGCUGCACAGGAGCGGCCGUCGUGCUGGCCAAACCGUCGCUGACAGAACGUGAAAUUUUGUACCAAGUUCAAGAUAGUGGAGCCACAUUCAUCCUGACAGAGAAACAAAACGUUGACAAGAUUUUGAACAUACACCAGACUAGUCCUUUUAAGGGCCUGUUUUCGAUUGAGCGGGUAGACGGUUUCCACUGCGUUCAAGACUUCGAGAAAGAGGAUGGCAGCUCUUUCGAGGAGCCUUUCGUCGAUGAUGCCCGAGCCCACAUUAUGGUCUACACCUAUACAUCAGGCACCACAGGCUUACCGAAAGGAGUGGAGAUCAGCAUGUACGCGUUCAUCGCGUCCGUGGAGUUGUGCAGGGUGGCCGAGUUGUUCUACGAGGAAGAAGUGUUUCUUGGAUGGAAUCCUUUGUCACAUGCUUCAGGAUUUAUCCUGCCAAUGAUCGCCCUGUGUUGUGGAGCUAAAGUAGUUCCCUCACGUGGAGGACUCUCCGCCAAUGAGUUCGUCGAAGUUGUAAACGAGCAUCAGGUGACGACCCUGUGUGCCUUUCCCACUGCGUUUCGUAAGCUGGUCUUCAGUUUGGAACCAGGAUUGGCGCCAUCGCUGAAGAGAAUCUUGAUGUGUGGCACCGUUUGCCACGAGGACCUUUACCGGAGAAUAAUGCAGGUAUUCCAAUUGACAAGUUUGCGAAAUGGUUACGGCUUGUCUGAAAUCAUCGGCUUUGCCUGCGUCACUCCGCCGAACACACAUAGUCACAGCAGCGUAGGCCACCCACUGCCGAUGGUGGAAUACAAGGUAGUGGACAGCCACACCGGAAAACCACUGGGACCUGGUGAAACGGGAGAGAUUGUCUUUAGGUCACCGCAUUUGAUGCGAGGUUAUCACAACAGACCCGGUGCAACUGCGGAGGUGAUUGAUGAACAUCGCUGGUUUCGAAGUGGUGACGCUGGCUACUAUGACAACGAUGGCAACCUGUAUGUGGUGGAACGUGUCAAAGACAUGAUCAAGUGUCUCGACCAGCAGGUGGCACCAGCGGAAAUAGAGGCUCUAUUGUCUCGCCAUCCACUCGUUCUGGACUCAGCGGUAGUAGGCAUCGAACAUCCCGACUUCGGGGAGGCGCCGACCGCCUUCGUGGUGGCCGAACCAUCCGGAAAAGGACGCAUUGAAGAGGAGCUGAGGCAACUCGUGUCCGAACAAGCCGCCUUCCACAAGCAUUUGCACGGAGGAGUCGUCUUCGUUGACAGCAUUCCCAAGACGGACACCGGAAAGUACAUGCGACGACAGCUGCGAUCGCAAUAUCUGGCGACGCUUGGAAAAGCCACGUAGGCUUUCGUAGGUAGUCUUUGGUUGCACAUUCGUUACGUGUAUAUAACACCCAUUUAUCUAUACGGAUAGUGAGAAAUACACAUGCAGUGAGCGAAUACACUCACUAUAAAGCACGUGUGGUAAAAUUACAGCAGCCCGCAUUUCAUUGUAGCACGGAGUCAACGGAAAUUGUUCGAAGUGGCUAUAUCACUGUAUCUGCUGAUAAACACGUUUACAUUAUGAGCGCUAAGCAGAGGAGGAAGUUGCAUCACUACGCUAUUACGUACAAUAAAAGAAUGUGCAUUGGUA
This is a messenger RNA of Dermacentor albipictus, 2383 nucleotides long. RefSeq lists its product as uncharacterized. The record is from RefSeq and is a predicted model, not a curated record. Lineage: Eukaryota; Metazoa; Arthropoda; Arachnida; Ixodida; Ixodidae. Gene Ontology annotation, molecular function: CoA-ligase activity.